Molecule: messenger RNA, 1404 nt
Organism: Trematomus bernacchii (emerald rockcod)
Lineage: Eukaryota; Metazoa; Chordata; Actinopteri; Perciformes; Nototheniidae
Gene: tmem167b
Product: transmembrane protein 167B
Exons: 3
Coding region: 154-378 (74 amino acids)
Source: RefSeq, a predicted model, not a curated record
GAAGAAGAGGUAAGCCACUGAAACCGGAAAUGUCAACCGAGUGACUUCGAAGCGAAGUAGACUGCAUUAUUUCUCCAAUUUACAUUACAUGAUGGAUUGCUAAUUUGAAUGAAGAAACAGUGAUAAUAAACCAUCAACGACCAAACUGCCAACAUGACAAAUGUGUACUCCCUCGAUGGUAUCCUGGUGUUUGGGCUGAUGCUCAUCUGCACUUGUGCAUACCUCAAAAAGGUGCCUCGCAUCAACAGCUGGCUGCUGUCAGAGAAGAAAGGAGUUUGGGGCGUCUUCUACAAAGCUGCGAUAAUCGGGACACGGCUGCAUAUUGCUGUGGCGAUUUCCUGUUUGACCAUGGCCUUCUACAUUGUCUUCUUGAAAUGAUAGAGUCUGACUGGACUGGAAAGGACACAGACAGGUGCAGGCUGGGGAUGGACUCAACACUGUGGCCAUGUGCUAAUCCCUGUUGUGGGACAUCUCUUGAAUUACAUGGCCAUGAAACCCCAUUGGCCCUGUUGACCCCAAGGGAAAGACUAGCUAGUGCCGCCCCCUUCUGGUGACUGGGUACAUAACCGCUUCCUUGAUAAUGUGUGUGCACUACAGACAUGAUGGGCAUCCGGAAUCUACUCCACAGUUAUCACAGAGGAGAAAGAGCCAGUUGGGUCCCUUUGUAUCAUUCAUUGUUGGGUAACACUGUUGGUUGUCUCCAUCCACACCCCAUGAAUAUUUAUAUUGAAGGAUGCAGAAGAUUGAAGGGCAGUGUGUGCAUUAUAUGUUAUACAUGUAUACAACAUAAAAUGGGUCUAGCUGUAUAUACUUGGAAAAAGAUAUGACCAAUAGAGAUUUGCCAGAGAACUAAACACGAUCUAUUGUGCUUGCUCCCAGCUGUGCUGUUUUAUUUUCUGUAUCACCUCUUGUGUCAAGGGUGGAGGGGAACAUAAACAAAGCUAAUAUAUAAAGAUGUUCUUGGGUACACAUUAUAUUUUAGUUUCUUAAUUUCCUUUUCCUUUAUUUUAAUUUUUUUCAGAACAGUGCUGGCAUCUCUUAAGCUUUGUUUUUGGUUUGAAAUACACAUUUUGCACAGGUGUAUGUUAUAUUUACUUUAACCUAUCAAUAGAUAACAUUUUGUCAAAUGAAACUAAGAUAUGUAGGAGUCCAAGUUCUAACACAACUGUAGAGUAUCACAGAUAGAAGCAUAACUUUGAAAGAGGCAUAUAAUAACAUUUAUGAAAUUGGAAAGUUAAAUCAGACUUAAUAGAAGAUCUGAAUGGAGAUGGUGCUUUUUGUACCCUUUUAAUUACAUGCUUUUAUUCUGAGUUUAAUUCUGCCACCUUAUUUCAUAUUUUUAAAAGAAGAAACUGUUUUUGGAGGGGAAGCAAUGCAAUUUUGAGUAAAACAAUAAUCUGAUCA